Messenger RNA from Porites evermanni, 591 nucleotides. The record is from the annotation of a GenBank genome assembly. Lineage: Eukaryota; Metazoa; Cnidaria; Anthozoa; Scleractinia; Poritidae.
AUGUUUUUUUCUGUCCUACAGGGUACCAAAUCCCAACUGCAAGCGGAUGUUCUUGAGAUAAAGAAUGAAGAAUUGAGCAAAUUUGAGCUUCCAAACAAACCCAAAAAUCCUGUCCAAGAAGUUGAGAGCUUCAAAAAGAUGACCCCAGCGGAGAGAAGACAGUUAGAGCUAAAUUUUUAUGAGACGUUCGUUGGGAUAUGUAACGAGGAGAAAAUCGCAGUCUGCGAACACAAGGAUGUUAAAUUUCUAGCCGGUCUGCUGGCCAAGGGAGACUCGGACUGCAUCAUGACCUGCUCCAAGUACCAGAUGCUGCAAAAUUUAGACAAUUUGCCGAAUGGAGUAAAAACUGUAAAGUUCAUCCAAGCUAUCGGUGUUUUCUUGAAAGAUCUCGACAUUAGCAAGAAGAGAGAUAAAAAUAAAUUGACCGAAAUGAAUCGCAAAGGAUGCGCGGCCGUGGGAGGCAGUGAAUGUGCAGAAAAACGUCUCAUUGGCUUUUUCACUGCAAUUGUGCUUUUUACUGUUGCAAAGGUGGGGUUGUUAGCAGCUCAAAGCCAUAUCGCCGCAACAAGUGAUUCUGAGUUUACCCAGUAA